CGCAAACAUUUAUUCUGUGCAGGGUACUGUACUAGGCAGUGGGGGAAAUACAGUUAGCAAAUAUGUCUCCCCUUUCCUCCCCUUUCUACCCAAUAUAUGAAGUUGUUUUUGUCGUUUUGUGGUCUUAUCGGCACUUGUCUCUUAAUUUCGAUUUUAUACACAGUUUUGCUCUCCCUUCCUCUUUUCCAGAUACAGCGAGGAAGAUGAGAGCGGAGUAAGCGGGCAGACAUCCCCUUCCCCAGCUCUCCCUCCUCUCCACCAUGAGCCACGUGGAAGGACCGCCCGAUGCGGAGGUGAUCGAUGAGCCAGGGAGUGGAGAAUUGGGAGAAGUGAACGAAUCCGUGGAGGCCGACCUGGAGCACCCCGAGGUGGAGGAGGAGCAGCGGCCGCAGUCGCAGCCCCAGCAUGCAGCCCCCUACCCUCGCGGCCCCCAGCCCGUCCAGGGGCCGGAGGAGGAGGACCGAGGGGGCUCGCUGGCCCGCUCGGCCAGCACGGAGAGCGGCUUCCACAACCACACGGACACGGCCGAAGGGGACGUGAUCGCCGCGUCGAGUGAGGACGGCUACGACCCCGAGCGGGGCCAGGAGAACGAGGACGAGAGCGCCUACGCCGUGCAGUACCGGCCCGAGGCCGAGGAGUACACGGAGAACGCCGAGGCCGAGCACGCCGAGGCCGCCCAUCGCCGGAGCCUGCCCAACCACCUGCACUUCCACUCGCUGGAGCACGAGGAGGCCAUGAACGCCGCCUACUCGGGCUACGUCUACACGCACCGGCUCUUCCACCGCGGCGAAGACGAGCCCUAUGCGGAGCCCUACGCGGACUACGCGGGGCUGCAGGAGCACGUGUACGAGGAGAUCGGGGACACGGCCGAGCUGGACGGCCGCGACGGCCUGAGGCUGUACGAGCAGGAGCGCGAGGAGGCGGACAACUACCGCAAAGAGGCGCUUGGGGCGCGCCUCCACCACUAUGACGAGCGCUCCGACGGCGAGUCCGACAGCCCCGAGAAGGAAGCGGAAUUCGCCCCCUACCCGCGCAUGGACAGCUACGAGCAGGAGGAGGACAUCGACCAGAUUGUGGCCGAGGUCAAGCAGAGUAUGAGCUCCCAGAGCCUCGAUAAAGCCUCCGAGGACAUGCCCGAGGCCGAGCAGAACUUGGACAGGGCGCCCAGCCCAGACGGCGGCUGCGGCGACGCAGGGGAGCAGGGGAGCCUUGGGCAGCCCGCCACGGUAGGGCCCCGGCCGGCCGUCCAGGCAGGUGAACCAGGGCAGCAGCGCUACAGCAAGGAGAAGAGGGAUGCCAUCUCACUGGCCAUCAAGGACAUUAAGGAAGCCAUCGAGGAGGUGAAAACCAGGACCGUCCGUUCGCCUUAUACUCCAGAUGAGCCAAAAGAGCCCAUUUGGGUCAUGCGGCAGGACAUCAGCCCGACCAGGGACUGUGAUGACCAGAGGCCGGCAGACGGAGAUUCUCCAUCUCCUGAUUCUUCCUCUCCCCGGGGUGCUGAAUCGUCGAGCAGACAGCAUCAGCAAGAUGACCUAGGAGAAUCCUCCAGUAACAAAGAGUCAAGGAAAAGCUUGGCUUCAUUCCCAACGUACGUUGAAGUUCCAGGACCCUGUGAUCCCGAAGACUUGAUCGAUGGCAUCAUUUUUGCAGCCAAUUACCUUGGCUCCACCCAGCUGCUUUCUGACAAAACCCCCUCCAAGAAUGUUCGAAUGAUGCAGGCACAGGAAGCCGUAAGCAGAAUCAAGAUGGCCCAGAAAUUAGCCAAAAGCAGGAAGAAGGCUCCUGAAGGAGAAUCUCAGCCCAUGACAGAAGUGGAUCUCUUCAUCUCUACCCAGAGAAUAAAAGUCUUGAAUGCAGAUACACAGGAAACAAUGAUGGACCACCCUCUGAGGACCAUUUCCUAUAUCGCAGACAUAGGGAAUAUUGUUGUGCUGAUGGCCCGCAGGCGGAUGCCCCGCUCCAACUCGCAGGAUAACGUGGAAGCCUCUCAUCCAUCCCAGGAUGGGAAAAGACAAUACAAAAUGAUCUGCCAUGUCUUCGAAUCUGAGGAUGCCCAGCUGAUUGCACAGUCCAUUGGUCAAGCCUUUAGCGUGGCCUACCAGGAAUUCCUCAGGGCAAACGGAAUCAACCCGGAAGAUCUUAGCCAGAAGGAAUACAGCGACCUACUCAACACCCAAGACAUGUACAACGAUGACUUGAUUCACUUCUCCAAGUCCGAAAAUUGCAAAGAUGUUUUUAUAGAGAAGCAAAAGGGUGAAAUCCUGGGUGUGGUGAUUGUGGAGUCUGGCUGGGGAUCCAUCUUGCCAACAGUGAUCAUAGCCAACAUGAUGCAUGGAGGACCAGCAGAGAAAUCAGGAAAACUAAAUAUCGGGGACCAAAUCAUGUCGAUUAAUGGCACCAGCCUUGUUGGCCUCCCUCUUUCCACUUGUCAGAGCAUUAUUAAGGGUUUAAAGAAUCAGGCUCGAGUGAAGCUGAACAUUGUGAGAUGCCCCCCAGUCACCACUGUGUUGAUCAGAAGACCAGACCUCCGAUACCAGCUGGGUUUUAGUGUCCAGAAUGGAAUCAUCUGCAGCCUCAUGCGAGGAGGGAUAGCAGAGCGAGGUGGAGUCCGCGUGGGACAUCGAAUCAUCGAAAUCAACGGACAGAGUGUUGUAGCCACCCCCCACGAGAAGAUUGUUCACAUUCUCUCCAACGCCGUGGGGGAGAUUCACAUGAAAACAAUGCCAGCCGCCAUGUACAGAUUGUUGACGGCACAAGAACAGCCUGUUUACAUCUGAGACCCAUGCUUCUCACCUUCAUAACAUGCAUGAGGGCGCCUCCUCACUAGUGGCUGCGUUUCCAGUGAUGCGUAUUUGUGACCAUGGAAUCGUUUUGUUUGCACUCUCUCUCACACACAACGUUUUGUCAUGCACCAGAAGAAAAGUAUCCACGAGGACCCCUUUUUUCUCCCUUGCUCCAUCUUUUCCACAACCAGUCCCCAUCCCCAAAUACAAGUGAUGUUUUAAUGCGUGUAGCUCCUUGCUGAAGGGAGAGCUGCCCAGAUCUUCCCAGCAAACUUACCUGGAAAUGAAUCUUGUGGAAAGUUUGUCCUUGGCAUUUUCAGUAUGCCUGGCAUCCUGGAAGGGGUGGAGAACAGAAGGGAGAACUAGCUUUCCUGUGGAGUCCAGACCUCAAAGAAAGAUUUAUCAAAUGGGGUAAUGGUGGGAGCUGAAAAUUCCAGUGGCUAAAUGUUCUUUGGUUCUCUUGUUCUCUCCUUGGUGUACAUAUGUUGGGACAAGAUGGGGUAUAGGGAACCAACCAAGAUAUCUAAAGAUUUGGAUUGACCAAAGUAGAUUGAGGGCUUAACUCUCUUCGCUAUUUCCUCACAGAAUUCCUGAGCAGGUUUCAAACAUAUUCCAUGUUUGGUCUUUAAUUUGCAAUAUGUUUAUUUACUCUAAAUAUAGACAUUAAAAGGCCACUGGCAUUUAAAUAAAGAGGGAGGGGAGGGACCAGUGACAUUUUGAAAAUGGUUAUAAUGGCCUUCAGAUAGCUUUGAGGCUAGUCAGGCCCACUAAGCUUACAUAGGGUCCUCCCACGUCACUAGCUAGUGAAUACCAAAAGGGGCCAUGUGCGGCCUUUCUAUUACACUCCAUUUCAUCCAUCCCAUUCCACCAGGGUUGUAAGCUUAAACUCUAGGUCCCCAGGCACCGUUUGUCAAGGGCCCACACCCCUCCUAGAACAUCUUUAUCAUGUAACUCUGUUCCUGGUCCCUACAGGGGCUGCACAGGUUGAAAUUCCAACUUCAUUCUGUCCUUUGGGCUUUUUGCCUCCUUUUAGCUGAGGUACUUCCUAGUUUUCACACUCCCAAGUAACUUUUCCCUAGCAUUUUGACAGAGCUCUCCAAGAUUCAGUGAAUUGAAGCUGCUUCCCUAGCUAGCUUAAAGACAGGGAUCCAGAAACUUACUCUUUGGUUACCCAGGAGACCAUCACUCUCUUUCCUUCCCAAGUUUUAAGUUCCUCUGGUCCAUAGCCUGAAGCAAGCUUCUCUUCUCCUUGGGACCAACAAGACAUACAUGUUCUCUAUGCAGCAAAAGUGAUCAUGGAGGGAACCCUAUGGCCCUGGCUAUUAAUUUCUAAGCUUCAUCUCCCAGCUUUGUGGAUCUUGAGAGAGAGAGUUGACCUGGUGUUGAAUGUCCUUCAUGUGAUUCAGGUGCCUCAUAUUUAUGGACUCUUAGUUCAGCAAAGGCGUCUCAGUAAUACUGUUAUUCUGAGCCAGUUUUUACAUAUUCUUGGUCCAAAGAAUAUUUUUGAUUUCAUGUGGGGUGUAGUUUUGAUUCUUUUGUUUUUUUUUUGUCUUUUGGGGUUUUUUGUCUUACUUUGUUUGUGACCUCAGUGGAAUCAGGGGAAGAAAAACUAAUAUAUUUUUAAUAUUAAUAUAAAACCCCUUGUCCUCUGCUUUUAAGAUAUUUAUUCAUUAUGUCUGCUGACAUAGGAAUUCAGUGAGCAUACUGUGGGUAGUGGUUAUUUAUUACAUUGGAGAAAGAAGGGAAAGGAAUAAAAAUAAAGAUAAGAACCAAAAACCAGGCCCACAUCUCCACCAGGAGGAGAAGUUACUUCAGAAUGUCUAAUCUACUUUUCUUUAGGGUUCUAUCAUUGCAGUUUCUUUCUAAAAAAAAACAGGGGAAUCCCAUAUCUUGAAAUUUUCAAAAGCUGAGUCUUCAAUUUUAGAGCACACGCUUGAUGGGGAGAUGAAGCCAGGCAGAUCAAGAUAACACCCUUGGGGAAGAGAUGUGCCCUUCCCCAAGGUUAAUGCUUAAGUAAGCUGUAGGAGUCCUGAAGCCACUUCCUAGAAUUUAUACCGAAAGCCGGCUUUAGGCUGAAUUAUGAAGUAUCAAAAGUUGGUCUUCAUCGCCUUUCGUAGGCGCACCAUUCCUUGUCUUGCUAACACAGCUGUCCUGUGAGGGAAGCAUUUCUUGCUAAGGUGUUAAGCUCGGGCAUCAGCAUGCAGUAGUAUCAAAGCUUGGAGUCAGGAAAGAACAAGGGUUGUCACAGUCCCCCAGACAGCUAGGAGAGUUGCUCAUCUAUAUCGGUGAAGAGUUUUCCAUGCUGGAAGUUUCUUCCUCUGAUGAAAUCACAGGUGUGGCCCUCCUCACUAUUCCUCCACAAUGGGGUUAGGGAUUUAAUAUGUUAACUUUGGGAAAUAAUCGACAUUUAAAUGAGAAAGACACCUUAAUUUAAAAGGAAUGAAUGGAUAAUGAUAGAAUUUAAAGGUGGUGGUUUUUUGUAGGGGAACGACAUUUCCUGAACUUCACUCCAAGUACAUCAUGAUAGGUAGGACCCUCUUUGUGUGAGGCCUGUCUUAGCCUAAAAUCCUCCUUAUUUGUUACUACUAGAGUGAAUUCUGACUUUGGCUUUUGAUGGUGCUUAAAUAAAGAUUCUCCUGUCCCCUCACACACCUCCCCACCUCCAACUCUCUCACCCCAACUGCUAGAACAAUGCCUUCCCCAGGAUUGACACUCCCUGAAUGUUUCAAGGGAGGAAGGGGAGAUUCCAAGAAAGGGGUGAAAAAGAAUGUAUUUUCUGCUUUUACCACUGAUAAAAUCCUGGACAAGUUUAAGAAAAGAAACAGAAAUAGCAAAUUCAGAAAGCAAGUAGAUCCAAUAUAUACAUAUAUAUAUGUAUAUAUAUAUAUAUGUAUAUAUAUAUAUAUAUAUAUAUAUAUAUAUAUAUAUAUAUAUAUAUAUUUUAGCACAAGAUUAAAAUUGACUUAAUGCCCCACCAUCCACAUUAAGUAAAAAUAGUCCCCUGCUGCAGGAUUUUGAACGCUACAACACUAGCACUGAUGAUCACAGGUGAAGUAUUUUCUGGCCACCACUGGGCAGAAGCUGCAAUGAUUCAGGAGUAGGAGUUUUCUUAAUGUUAGCAACUUAGUUUAUAAAGAUCACGUUUUUUUAAAAAAAAAAGUUUUUCUUAACAUCCCUAUAUAUAGUAAUAUAUGUAAAUAUGAUAAAUACCGUGUAUAAUUGAGAAGACUAUGUACAGAGCAGCCUUUCCGUAAGUUGCCUGAGUGAAAAGCUACUACUCCACGCGGGGUUAAAGCGUGCUGGUGACUAAUGUCAGGUAUCAACCCCCAUUUUUAUUUACCUCUUUUUCAUUCUGUGAGACGACAAUAGUCCAGCUCUCUUUCUUCAAUGUGAGGGUUGCAAGGAGCCACCCAGGGGCCCCUGGGAGUUUGGGACAGGGAAGACCACCCUCCGCCUAAACUACCCAGGAGCCAGAGCUCACUUUCCCCAAUAAUAAUUGCCACUGCCCACCAGGGUGGACUUAGCAGGAAGAAACUGGAUGCACAGAAGGGCUGGGUGACGUUUAAUAGAAAUGAGAAACAGCAACAUGCAGAAGGUAAGUCACAUUUUCCAUAAGCAUAGGUCCCACAAAGGCCCCAGAAUAAAUUGCUACCUCCCCUUUCUUCCUUCUCCUAUUCUAUACACACACACACACACGCAUGCAUGCACAUGUACAUGCCCAAUACACGAACACAUGCGCAUUUCCCACAGUCUGUCAGAUUAAAACAAAACACCUAUUUGUCCCUUCACCGGAGGUUUUGACACAGUUACAUAGCUGUUGUCAGUGUUUACAUAUAAGGGACCACCUCGACUCUGCCUCCGUUUCCUUCACAGGUUUGAGGAAAAAAAAAUCCAUUCAUUGGUUUGAAUCGCAUCCAUUGUCAAAUCUUUGAUUUGGGUUUCCUUGAGUGCAGGGCUCUUUAAUUUAUGCUUUCCUGAGUCUUGGCAGUGUCUGAAGAUGAUGGUGUGGGUGUGAGGUUUCUUGUACAUACUUAGCACAGUACCUAGACUAUGAGGUUGUAGUCUUGUUCUGUAAAGAAGGUGAGAUAGAACUUACUGUAAAGCGUGGGGAGAAGUACGGUAUUGUAUUUGUAAUUAUCGUUUUCUUUGUAUACACUAAACUUAAUGAUCUCUAUAUAUAAAAUAUAAAUAUAUAUAUAAAUAAAUAUAUAUAUAAAUAUAUAUAUAUAAAUAUAAAAUAUGUGUGUGAGCCUGGAAUGUUGAUGAUACUGCACAUCCAUUGAAUGUAAUUCCUCUGACGUUUUCGGUCACAGGUCUCUGGACCCCUCUCUGUACACACAGCAGCAGUGGUUUAAUUUUUUGGGUUGUGUGAUGUAUUUACUGUGCUACCUUCCCUUAUUUAAAUGAGCGCUGAUGUCUGUAAGAUUUGCAAUGACAAUAAAAAAAAACAC
This is a messenger RNA of Trichosurus vulpecula (common brushtail), 7234 nucleotides long. It is a transcript of the gene APBA1, whose product is annotated as amyloid beta precursor protein binding family A member 1. Bases 261 to 2777 code for a protein of 838 amino acids. Gene Ontology annotation, cellular component: dendritic spine; plasma membrane; cytoplasm. The transcript has 12 exons. Gene Ontology annotation, molecular function: protein binding; amyloid-beta binding. NCBI's taxonomy places the organism in Eukaryota, Metazoa, Chordata, Mammalia, Diprotodontia, Phalangeridae. Gene Ontology annotation, biological process: chemical synaptic transmission. The record is from RefSeq and is a predicted model, not a curated record.